CUGAGAGCUUUCUUUACCCAGGAGGAACCUACCAGCAUGCUCACUGCGAGUUAGAGAUUUAUUCCUGUGAAAGGUAGUCAGGUGCAUCGUUCAGGGUUCGGCUGACCGUCCUCGAUACCUAACUCAGCGCGUCCCCGUAAUCCGUAUUCUCAGUUCCGCACUUUGCUGCUGGACCUCGUCGUGUCGAAACCAAACUUAUUAAUCUCAGCCCCUAAGAUCGCAGCAAGUAUGGCGGAAGCAGCGGCAGCAUGGCAGCCGUCAGAGCAGGGAGCGAACGAGAUCUGCACGCUGCUGCACGAAUACCUUAAACCAGGCGUUGAUCAGGCGCGAAUCUUCCAGGAACUGCAGCGAUGCAGCCAAUUCCCAGAUUUCAACAACUACCUCGCGUUCCUCUUGUGCAAGGGAGAGAACCAACCAGUGGAAGUCCGUCAGAGCGCCGGGCUCCUCCUGAAGAACAACCUGCGAACGGGCUACGAGAACCUGAACCCGGCAUACCUGGGGUAUAUCAAGGCGCUUCUGCUGCCCUGCAUAGGCCUCCCGGACCACCAGCUACGCGGUACAGUAGGAACCGUUAUCUCUACUAUUGUGGAGCAGCAGGGCGGGCUGCACGCGUGGACGGACCUGUUGCAAGUGAUGCUGCAGUGCUUGGACUCGAACGACUUCAGCCACAUGGAAGGGGCUUUGGACGCUCUUUUUAAGAUGAGUGAGGACAUGCCGCUGCAGCUGGACCGGGACAUCCCAGGGCUGGCAGAGCGCCCCAUCACCGUCUUCCUGCCGCGCCUGCUGCAGCUCUUCGCCUCGCCGCACGCCACCCUGCGCAAGAUGGCGCUGGGGAGCGUCAACCAGUUCAUCCUGCACAUGCCGCGGGUGCUUCUUGUGAACAUGGAUAGCUACCUGCAGGGCCUGUUUGCUUUGGGGUCCGACCCCACCCCAGAAGUCCGCAAGCUGGUCUGCUCAGCUGUGGUUCAGCUGAUCGAGCUGCAACCAGACUUUCUCCAUCCUCACAUGCGCAAUGUGAUCGAGUACAUGCUGCAGUCCACGCGGGAUGCUGACCCCGAUGUGGCUCUGGAGGCGUGCGAGUUUUGGUCCGCCUACUGCGAGAACAACCAGUCGCCCGAGAUGCUGCGCGAGUUCCUGCCACAGCUCGUCACGGUGCUGCUGACGAACAUGGUGUAUGCGGACGAUGAUGAGGCGGUCAUAGAUGCGGAGGACGAGGGUGACGCUCCUGACUCUGAUCAGUGCAGCGCAGCAGGGCUGGACAUCCUCUCACACGUCUUUGGGGACGCUCUUCUGCCCAUCCUCAUGCCGCUCAUCCAGACGAACCUGGCCGAUCGCAGCGAGGCCAAGUGGAAGGAGCGGGAAGCAUCCGUUCUAGCAGUGGGCGCGGUGGGCGAGGGCUGCAUCGACGGGCUGCUGCCCGCGCUGCCCCAGAUGAUCGCGCACCUGCUGCCGCUGCUAGAAGACCCCCACCCCCUCGUGAGGAGCAUCACGUGCUGGACGCUCUCACGGUACUCCAAGUGGAUUGCGCGGGCCGUGGAUAAGCCCGAGGGGCAGCAGCAGUUUGACGCGGUGCUGACGGGGUUCCUGGCGCGGAUUCUGGAUAACAACAAGAGGGUGCAGGAGGCUGCUUGCUCCGCGUUCGCCACACUAGAAGAG
Closterium sp. NIES-67 is the source of this 1656-nucleotide messenger RNA. Lineage: Eukaryota; Viridiplantae; Streptophyta; Zygnematophyceae; Desmidiales; Closteriaceae. The record is from the annotation of a GenBank genome assembly.